Panonychus citri (citrus red mite) is the source of this 5394-nucleotide messenger RNA. RefSeq names its product rho-associated protein kinase 1-like. Gene Ontology annotation, biological process: embryonic morphogenesis; actomyosin structure organization; regulation of cell junction assembly. Gene Ontology annotation, cellular component: cytoplasm; cytoskeleton. The transcript has 19 exons. Bases 78 to 3995 code for a protein of 1305 amino acids. NCBI's taxonomy places the organism in Eukaryota, Metazoa, Arthropoda, Arachnida, Trombidiformes, Tetranychidae. Gene Ontology annotation, molecular function: ATP binding; Rho-dependent protein serine/threonine kinase activity; small GTPase binding. The record is from RefSeq and is a predicted model, not a curated record.
UCAAACAGUCAACAAUCAAAAAACGUGAACACUUUUGUAGAUUAACUAUUUGUUAGUGUUAAUUGUUAAAUAGUAAAAUGGAUUCCGUGAUUGACGAUAACAGAAAAGAACGACUAACAAAGCUUGAAGAUUGUUUAUUAAACAUAAGAUCUGAGCUAAAUGUCGAUGGACUAUUGGAUUGUGUCCAAGCAGUUGUCACCGAUUGUGACCAACCAGCACUCAAAAGGCUCAAAAAUAUUGAAGGUUUCCUUUCAAGAUAUGAAAAAGCCUCAAGUAAAAUUGAAAAUUGUCGUAUGAAACCUGAUGAUUACUCUGUGAUAAAAACUAUUGGUAGAGGUGCCUUUGGAGAGGUACAAUUAGUCCGCCAUAAAGCAAGCAAAAAGGUUUACGCCAUGAAGCUACUUAGUAAAUUUGAGAUGAUCAAACGUUGGGAUUCAGUUUUCUUCUGGGAAGAAAGAUUCAUCAUGGCUUAUGCUAACACAGAUUGGAUUGUAAAGUUACAUUACGCCUUCCAGGACAGUAAAUAUUUAUAUAUGGUGAUGGAUUAUAUGCCUGGAGGGGAUAUAGUAACAUUGAUGAGUAAUUAUGAUAUACCAGAGAAAUGGGCAAAAUUUUACUGUGCUGAGGUUGUAUUAGCAGUUGAUGCCAUUCACACCAUGGGAUUUGUCCAUCGAGAUAUUAAACCAGAUAACAUGUUACUCGAUAAAUAUGGUCAUCUUAAAUUAGCCGAUUUUGGUGCUUGCAUGAGAAUGGAUGAAGAUGGUCUAGUACGAGGUGAUUCAGCUGUAGGAACACCAGAUUAUAUUUCACCUGAAGUAUUAGAAUCUCAAGGCGGGGGUAGUUGUUAUGGCCGUGAAUGUGAUUGGUGGUCAGUUGGUGUUUUCCUUUAUGAAAUUUUAAUAGGAGAUACACCUUUCUAUGCUGACUCAUUGGUUGGUACUUAUGGUAAAAUAAUGAAUCACAAAGAAUCACUCAGUUUUCCGAUUGACUUUGAAAUAUCAAAAGAAGCCAAACAUUUGAUCUGUUCAUUUCUGGAGAAUCGAGAGAAACGUUUAGGUCGUGAUGGAGUUGAUGCCAUUAAAAGACAUCCCUUUUUUGCAAAUGACACAUGGACCUUUGAUAAUAUACGUGAAUGUAUUCCUCCGGUUGUUCCUGAAUUGAUUAGCGAUGAUGAUACCAGUCACUUUGACGAGUUUGAAUCUAAUGAAAAACCAGCUCAAGAUUUUCCCUCAUCAAAAGCUUUCGCUGGAAAUCAUUUACCAUUCGUUGGUUUCACAUAUUCUAGUGAUUAUCAAAUUUUAUCAAAUAGAUGUUCAUCCAAGAUAAGUCAUGAAUUGGUUAAUGAUGGUAAUAAGACGAUCGAGGUUUUACAAGAAGAACUCAAGAAAACCCGAACUAGAAAUGAUGAAUUAGAAAAAGCUUAUCGAGUCACAUUAUCCCAACUGGACAAUCUAAGUCAACAAAAUGAUAACAUCAACUCUUUACGAAGUGAGAAAUUAGACUUGGAAAGGAGCUUGACGGUUACAAGACAUGAUCUUAAAGAGACUCAACGACGUUUAGACCAUGAGACAGAAUCUAAAAGGAAAGCAGAGAAUAAGAAUAACGAAUUAUGGACCAAAUUAGAACAAGAACAAAAUUUAAGAUCAAAGCUUAACCAAACUGUUCAAAAUUCCAAUGAAAAGAUUGUCAACUUAGAGAAACAGAUAACAAUUAUUAAUGAUAAAUAUAAAUGUGAAAUGGAAAUUGUGUCCAAAUUGAAAAAAGUUCAAGCUGAUUUAACAUCUUCCUGUAAUAAUAAGGAUCAAUAUAUUGAACAAUUAAGAGAUGAUGUCAACAAUUUACAAUCAUCUAUUUCUAAUCAUUCACAAGAAAUAACUUCACUCAAAGGUCAACUCGAAACUGCUUGGCUUCAAGCAGAUUCAAUAGCAAAGGAGCUUGAAGUUCGAACACAAUCUUACCAGAAUGAGUUGGAACAGUUUAGACAAAAAGAAGCAUUGACAAUUAUGAAUAACCAAAAGUUAACAGAAAAGUCUAAUAGUUUAGAGAAAGAACAUUCAAUGCUUAAAUUGGAGCUUAAAAACUUACAAUGUAAAUUGUCCCAGAAAAAUCAAUCUCUGUGUAUAGAAAACACUAACUCAACAAAUAAUGACAACUUUGAAUCUUACCAAUCUUUACAAUCAAAACUCAACGAGGAAAAAGGUCUACGUCAAAAAGCGGACUCUGUGAUUCAAGAGAAAGAAAGACAAUUAUCUAUGUUAAACGUUGAACAUCGGCAAUUAAAUCAACAUUUCCAGAAACUACAAGGAGAAUAUAGACAAGAAAUUGAGAAAGUUCGAGCCUUGAAGGCUCAAAUAGAAGAUGAAUCGAUAAAACGAAAUUCCCUACACACGGAGGUCAGAGAGUCGACUGAAGAGAUAAGCAAAUUAAAGUCACGAGAACAGCAAUUGAUUAAAGAAUUGGGUGACUAUAAGGAAAUUAAAUCAACACUUGAAGAUGAUUUAGCCAAAAUGGAAUCUCACCGAUCCGAAAUUAACCUUCAAAUGAAAGAUUUACAAGCCCAAUUGGACGAUCAGCAACACUUUACCUCACUUUAUAAAACUCAAGUGAAACACUUAAAAGAUGAAAUCGAUGAGAAGCAAAAGUUCAUAUUAGAUUACAUGGAGGAAAAGAAUAUAAUAACCGGUAAAUUGGAUAAACUUAAUGUGUUAAUAGCUGAUCUGGAAAAGGAUAAAGCAGUUCGGGAUCUUGAGAUGCAAGAACUUGAGAGACGUCUCGAAGCAGAUAUUAUCUUCAAAGAAUCUGAAUUAAAUAAGACCAAGGAGAAAGAAAGUGAACUUCUCAAGAAAAUUUCAUCUCUGGAACUUGAUAAAGAUGAUUUAACUGCCAAGAUUCACCAAAUGCAACAAGAAAUAAACAAUAUCAAAAACCAUAGUACCAACCAAGAGGAAUUGGCUCUCCUUCAGAAACAAUUGAAACGGGAGCGAGACCUAAAGACUCAGGCUGUCCAUAAAUUGGAGGAAAUCAUGACUCGUAAAGAUAUCGCCAAUAUCGGUGGAAAGAAAAACAAAUCAAGCUCAACUGAACUCCGAAAGAAAGAGAAAGAGUGUAGGAAGCUUCAACAAGACCUGACACAAGAAAGGGAAAAGUACAACCAAAUGGUCGCUCGAUUCCAGAAGGAAAUAUCAGAACUUCAGGCUUCCCUUCAUGAAGAAAAUCAAGCAAAGAUUAAAUUACAAAUGGAAGUUGACUCAAAAGAUUCCGAGAUUGAAAAUCUUCGAAUGCAAAUAUGCCACCGAGAAUCUAUAACAACCAUUGAUCUUCAUUCAAGUCAAUUAUCUUUGGUUAAUAAUGAUUCGGAAGACGUUGAGAACAUGCGUUUACAGGGUUGGCUUUCAAUACCGAAUAAGCAGAAUAUCAAAAGAUAUGGUUGGAGAAAGCAAUAUGUUGUCGUUUCAAGUCGAAAGAUCAUAUUUUAUAACAACGAGGCCGACAAGGCCAAAGCUGAUCCAGCGCUUAUCUUAGAUUUAAGUAAAUUGUUUCAUGUUCGUUCUGUUACUCAAGGAGAUGUCAUUCGUGCCGAUGGAAAAGAAAUACCCAGAAUAUUUCAACUUUUGUAUGCUGGUGAAGGUGAAAGCAGGAAGCCAACUGAUUCAACACCACCGGAACUACAAAAAGAGCUUCCCCAAUCAGGAGUGGAACAGCACAAAGGACAUGAUUUUAUUCCUAUCAGUUAUCACAUGCCUACAACUUGUGAAGUUUGUCCUAAACCACUUUGGCAUAUGUUCAAGCCUCCAUCAGCAUUGGAAUGUCGAAGAUGCCGUGUCAAGGUUCACCGGGAGCAUAUUACAGAGGAGAAAAUAGCUCCAUGUAAAGUUAAUUAUGAUCCAAAUAGCGCCAAAGAAUUACUAUUAUUGGCUGGAACAAUAGAGGAACAACAAUAUUGGGUUUCCAAAUUAAGAAAAAAGAUUGAGAAAGGAGGAUAUGCUGCAAAAUGAUUCUAAGAAACAAAAAGUUCCAACCAUAGGAACCUUUUCUCCAAGGAAUCAACUCUGCUCUUUUUUUUCACUGACUGAAAAUCAUCUUUUCCUAAAUUUUUCAUCGUUUAACUCGAUUAUUUUUUUCGUUUCUGGAAUUCCCAUUCACAUGUAUAUUUUACGAAUCUUGGAAACAAAUAAUCCACAAAAACGUCCAGUUACCGUCCAAAAAGAAAGAAAUAUUUUCCUUCCAUUAUCUCUGUUUAUCAAGUUGUCCAAAGUCAAAGAAAAGCAACUACACAAACACACAAAUCUUGAUAUGUUUUCCAUAUACUAAAGUACCUUAAGCUCUCUGUCCUUUCCCCUUUCGUCCACUCUCUAUCUCUCUCUCUCUUUAUAAAUCACUCACCCUUUCGCCUUGAAAACUCACUCAUUCACCAAUUCAUCCACUCAUUCCCAAUCCUCCAUAAUUGAAAACUUUGAUUUAUAUGAACACCUCUGUUGUCCUUAUAUGAUGAAAGUGAUGAAAACAUCAUCAAAGUUGUCAAAUUUGAAAGGUUAAUCAAUCCAAUCUUAUAUACACUGUAUAUUGACUAUCUGCUUAUGGUGUUGAAAAAGAGGAAAAAAAACAAAAACUGUAAAUUAAUUUGCUCACUUUUUAAUUGAGCAUCAAAAGUCACAAAAAUCAAAUCAACACACACAAAUUUAGCCAUUGUUAAUCAAAAGAAAACAACAAAAAACAAUUUAAAACAAAAUUAUCGUCACAAUUUAAGAUCCACUGAAUGUAUUAAUAUUUUGAAGUAACUAUUAUUAUUAUUAUAAUUAUUUAAAUACUAUCUCUUGUAAAUGUAAAUUUGUCUUACCAAUUUAACUGAACAAUUAAGGACUCAUCGUAAUUUAAGUGCAUUAAAAAAAUAAAUCAACAGGAGCCAGACAAAGGUGAACAAUUAACUAACUAAUACUAUAAGAGGGAACAACUUAAAACCUAAACUGUUACCGAUUUGAAUUGACCACAAGCCACAACAAUUAAGACACAAACUGACCUGGAAGACAAUCAAAUUGAAUUCAUCAUUAAUCAAUGACCAAUAUGAAAACUUGGAAACAAUUAAAGUGAAACAAUUGAUCAAAGGAAAAGCAAUCAUCUCAUUGUAACACCAAACUUUAUGUAAAUACUUUGUUUUUUUUGUUAAUUGAAACAAAAAGGAAAAACUAAUCAUCAUCUUCAUCAAUAUCAUGAAACACUAAUCAGGAACUCGAUGAUAAUCAACAAUUAAGGCGCAUCAUGACUUUAUGAUAUUGAUGAAGAUUUUGAUUGAUAAAUGUUACAAUAAUGAAAAGAAACAAUUUUUUACUCCAUCCAAUAUUUAUGUACAAUUGAAUAUUAAUCAUUUAGAAAAAGAAAACUAAAUUAUAUAAAUUG